Messenger RNA from Cygnus atratus (black swan), 1410 nucleotides. RefSeq names its product soluble scavenger receptor cysteine-rich domain-containing protein SSC5D-like. Gene Ontology annotation, cellular component: membrane. The transcript is spliced from 7 exons. NCBI's taxonomy places the organism in Eukaryota, Metazoa, Chordata, Aves, Anseriformes, Anatidae. The record is from RefSeq and is a predicted model, not a curated record. Bases 1 to 1410 code for a protein of 469 amino acids.
AUGAGGUUUGUCCUCCUGGCAUGCCUCUGGGCUUCCCUCACAGGAGUCCUGCUGGCAGAUGUAGACACAACCAAACUCGAGAUCCGUCUGGUGGAUGGCCCAAACCGCUGCUCUGGGAGAGUCGAGGUGCUUCACAAGGAUACCUGGGGGACUGUGUGUGAUGAUGGCUGGGAUUUACGAGAGGCCAGGGUGGUGUGCAGGCAUCUGGGCUGCGGAACAGCACUGUCAGCCCCCCACGAGUCAAAAUAUGGAGAAGGGAAGGGCCAGAUCUGGCUGAGUGACAUGAACUGCAAAGGGACAGAAGGGUCCCUUACUGAAUGCAAGGCAAAACCAUGGGGAGAGAACACCUGCAACCAUGUGGAAGAUGCCAGCGUGGAGUGCUCAGGAACUGACAUACCUGAGCCAGGGCCUGUUCGUCUGGUGGGAGGCCCAGACCGAUGUGCUGGGAGAGUUGAGGUGCUUCAUGAAGAGCAGUGGGGCAGCGUGUGCCAUGAUGACUGGGACAUAAAAGAUGCCCAAGUUGUGUGCAAACAGCUGGGUUGUGGGGAUGCAGUGCUGGCCCCCAUUGGAGCCAAAUUUGGACGAGGCUUUGACACCAUCUGGCUGGAUGAUGUGAACUGCACGGGGGUAGAAGCUGAUCUCUCUGAAUGUCAGGCGAGGCCAUGGGGGGAUCACAACUGUUACCAUGGGGAAGAUGCCAGUGCAAUCUGUUCAGAAUCAGGGAUUACCAUCUCCACCUCAGUCCGCCUGGUGGAUGGCCCAAACCGCUGCACUGGGAGAGUCGAGGUUCUUCACAAUGAUGCCUGGGGGACUGUGUGUGACGAUGGCUGGGAUUUAAGGGAAGCAAAGGUUGUGUGCAAGCAGCUGGGCUGUGGGACAGCACUAUCAGCCCUCCCAGAGUCAAAAUAUGGAGAAGGGAAGGGCCAAAUAUGGCUGAGUGAUGUGAACUGCACAGGAACAGAAGGGUCUCUCACUGAAUGUGAAUCCAAGCCAUGGGGAGAGAACAUCUGCAACCACGUGGAAGAUGCCAGCGUGGUGUGCUCAGAGGUAGAUGUUCCUGAGACAGGGCCAAUCCGGCUUGUGGAUGGCCCAAACAAGUGUGCUGGAAGAGUUGAGGUACUCCAUGAGAAUCGGUGGGGCAGCGUGUGUGAUGACCACUGGGACAUGGAGGAUGCCAAGGUGGUGUGCAAGCAGGUGGGCUGCGGGUCACCACUGUCAGCCCUGGGAGGUGCCCGCUACGGCCGAGGGCCGGACGUCAUCUGGCUGGACGAUGUGAACUGCAUGGGGACAGAAGAAAGCAUCUUUGACUGUCAGGCCAGGCCAUGGGGUGAACACGACUGCUAUCAUGGAGAGGAUGCUGAUGUUGUCUGUGCAGUUAACAAGAAUCUGGAGGAGCUGGAAACAUCGUGA